CGGAAAUUAUUGUCAAAAGAAUUUUUUUUCUUUCUAUACAUUUUUGCGAGUACCUGUCAUUUUUUAAUUAAAAUAUAAUAAAAAAAUGACUGUUAAUUAAAUUAGAGUAAAUUUAAUAAAAUUAGAAGGAAAUUGACAGAAGGCAAAUGCAAAUGAUGCGAAAAGGAAAAAAAAUUCUAACCUUCAAUGUACGAUAAAUAAUCUUUUUGCAAUAUUUGCAACAAUUAAAGAAACAAAAGAAUAGCUAAAAUAUUAAUUUUCUUUUUCAAUUAGUGAAUUAGUGUAAUAAUGAAAGAAUUCGUGUAAAGUGUUUUCUGUUCUGUACUUUUUUUUCGCAAUGGCUACAAAGAAAUUUGAGAAUGUUAUCUCUGAUAACAUGGAUUGUGAGAUAAGACCUGGAGCAUCUUCAGAGACUAUGUUAGUUACAACUGAUAAUUACGAAGAUUAUGAGCAAGCAAUGACAAGUAGUAAAAAUGAAACACAAAGUAAUGAACAAUCAACCAAUACAAUUAAAACACUGCAGAAAGACAGUAAGGAUAAUUCUUGUGAGGAUUUAACUGAACAAUUGAGUCAAAAUUGCAUUGAAACUGUUGAUCCUUUGACUUGUAAAGUGUGGCUUUCACGUAAAAAACACAUAUUUGUCUUGAGCCAAGCUGGAAAGCCAAUUUAUUCGCGAUACAGUUCGGAAGAUAAAUUAGUAACCGUGAUGGGAGUAAUGCAAGCUCUGGUAUCAUUUGUUCAAGCAAGUGACGAUAUGAUUAGGUCAGUGCAUGCAGGAGAUACUUGUUUUGUUUUCGCUACUAAAGGACCAUUGAUAUUAGUUGCUGUCUCCAAAACAUUAGAAAGUGUCUCACAAGUUGUUUUACAAUUAACAUAUGUUUAUAAUCAAAUACUGUCAGUAUUGACACAGAAACAAUUAACGAAAGUCUAUGAUCAAAGGAGAAAUUUUGAUUUGAGACGACUUUUGUCUGGUAGUGAGAGAUUGAUAGAUCAUUUAUUAAAUUUUAUGGACAGAGAGCCGGCAUUCUUUUUAGGAGCUGUUAAAUGUUUACCAAUAUUACCAUCAAUACGAGAUUUAAUAACACAAACCAUCAUUCAAAUUUGUGGAAAAAUUAAAGAUUUAGUGUUUGCAAUACUUUUAGCGAAUAAUCAAUUGGUAACGUUGGUGAGAAUGAAAAAAUGUUUUAUUCAUCCAGCGGAUUUGCAUUUGAUACAAAAUUUAGUGAGUAGUUCGGAGUCAUUUAAAACGGCCGAGAGUUGGACACCAAUUUGUUUACCAAAAUUUGAUGCCAAUGGCUUUAUGCACGGUCAUGUAUCAUAUUUAUCAGAAGACUGUCAGGCUUGUUUAUUAUUGCUCACCGUAGAUAGAGAUGUAUUCUUUACUUUAUCCGAGGCGAAAAAAAAAAUAAUGGAAAAAUUACGAAGAACAAAUUGUUUAGAAGCAAUAAAUGAAUCAAUGAAUAAAAUGUCAAUAACAACUGCCGAAAUCGGUUUACCUGAGAUUCGUCACAUUCUUUAUAAAUGCAGAACCACGGCGCAAUUUUGGAGUCCUGGUUUUCAGCCCCCUUACAAUUCCGAUGAGGAAAUCGAAAGGCUACUUGGUUCGUAUCAAUGUUUACAUCACAGAUUGCACACUUCCAGUCGUCCCUUGAAGUUAAUUUUUCAACAAUUUGACAAAGAAACUAUGCUGGCUUGGGUUACAUCCGGUUUUGAACUUUACGCUACGUUUGGACCUCUAGUUACAAAACCCGAUGCCAUCAAUGCAAUUAGUAAAAUGUUAAAAUGGAUAAAAAAAGAAGAGGAUCGAUUAUUCAUUCUAAAUCCACCGACAUUUUAAAAAAACAAAAAAAUUAGUAAGGUUAGGAAUAACAGCAUAAAGUGCAAUACAUAAAUAUUACGUGGCAGGACUUUUAAACUUGAGUGCAAUUCACAGUGACGAAAGAUGUGUUGUUCUGCUUUCUGAUUGGUCGAUAGCAGCCCACCUAGA
Messenger RNA from Leptopilina heterotoma, 1987 nucleotides. RefSeq names its product vacuolar fusion protein MON1 homolog A (gene Mon1). The coding region runs from base 338 to 1837 and encodes 499 amino acids. Lineage: Eukaryota; Metazoa; Arthropoda; Insecta; Hymenoptera; Figitidae. The record is from RefSeq and is a predicted model, not a curated record. Gene Ontology annotation, biological process: endosome to lysosome transport via multivesicular body sorting pathway; protein targeting to vacuole. The transcript is spliced from 8 exons.